Callorhinus ursinus (northern fur seal) is the source of this 2675-nucleotide messenger RNA. The record is from RefSeq and is a predicted model, not a curated record. Lineage: Eukaryota; Metazoa; Chordata; Mammalia; Carnivora; Otariidae.
CCUCCUAAGGAUGUGUUUGAUCCAUUAACGAUUGAAAGCAAAAAAGCAGCAACUGUGGUGUUAAUGCUUAAUUCUCCAGAAGAAGAAAUUUUGGCUAAAGCAUGUGAAGCCAUUUAUAGAUUUGCUUUAAAAGGUGAAGAAAAUAAAGCUACCCUCCUUGAACUUGGAGCUGUGGAACCCUUAACUAAACUGCUCACCCAUGAAGACAAAAUUGUAAGAAGAAAUGCCACUAUGAUAUUUGGAAUCCUGGCUUCUAACAAUGAUGUUAAAAAAUUGUUAAGGGAGUUAGAUGUCAUGAAUUCCAUCAUUGCUCAGCUUGCUCCAGAAGAGGAAGUGGUUAUCCAUGAGUUUGCCAGUCUUUGCCUGGCGAACAUGUCUGCAGAGUAUACCGGCAAAGUGCAAAUAUUUGAGCAUGGUGGGUUAGAGCCACUCAUCAGACUGCUGGCCAGCCCAGACCCUGACGUGAAGAAGAACUCUAUUGAGUGCAUUUACAACUUGGUCCAGGAUUUUCAGUGUCGAGCUACACUUCAAGAACUAAAUGCAGUCCCCCCUAUAUUAGAUCUCUUGAAGUCAGAAUAUCCAAUUAUUCAAUUGUUGGCUCUCAAAACCUUAGGUGUUAUUACAAAUGAUAAGGAGGCACGGGCUAUGCUAAGGGACAAUCAAGGAAUGGACCACCUUCUUAAAAUCCUAGAAACUAAGGAAUUGAAUGACCUUCAUAUAGAAGCACUUUCUGUGAUAGCAAAUUGCCUUGAAGAUAUGGAUACUUUGGUGCUCAUUCAGCAGACAGGGGGUCUUAAGAAGCUCCUCUCAUUUGCAGAAAACUCUACAAUUCCUGAUAUUCAGAAGAAUGCAGCAAAAGCAAUAACUAAAGCAGCUUAUGACCCUGAAAAUAGAAAACUCUUUCACGAACAGGAGGUAGAAAAAUGCCUUGUGGCCCUUUUGGGUUCUGAAAAUGAUGGAACGAAAAUUGCUGCCUCCCAAGCUAUUUCGGUGAUGUGUGAGAAUUCAGGCAGCAAAGAAUUUUUCAAUAAUCAGGGGAUUCCACAGUUAAUUCAGUCGCUCAGGAGUGACAGUGAAGAAGUAAGGGAAGCCGCGGCCCUCGCCCUAGCUAAUCUGACCACAUGCAACACGGCGAAUGCAAAUGCUGCUGCUGAAGCUGAUGGUAUUGAUCCAUUAAUAAACAUCCUGUCCAGUAAACGAGAUGGAGCCAUUUCCAACGCUGCUACAGUAUUAGCAAACAUGGCAAUGCAGGAGCCCCUUCGUGUGAGCAUACAGAACCACAAUGUCAUGCACGCCCUCAUCAGCCCACUCCAUUCUGCAAACACGAUCGUGCAGAGCAAAGCGGCUCUCAUGGUGGCUGCAACCGCAUGCGAUGUUGAGGCCCGGACAGAGUUAAGAAAUUCAGGCGGCCUGGAGCCGCUGGUGGAGCUCCUGCGCUCUAAGAAUGCAGAAGUGAGAAGGCACGCCAGCUGGGCCGUGAUGGUCUGCGCCAACGAUGAGCUGAUGGCUGUUGAAUUAUGCAGGCUUGGGGCUUUAGAUAUCCUUGAAGAAGUUAAUCUAUCAGUAAGUCGAAAAAAUAAAUUCAGUGAGGCAGCUUAUAACAAAUUGCUCAACAACUACCUGUCCCUGAAAUACAGCCUGACUGGCUAUUUGUCAUCAAGUAACAUAAUUAGUGACGGAUUCUAUGAUUAUGGUCAGAUAAAUCCCGGCACCAAACUUUUGCCUUUGAAGGAUCUCUGCUUACAAGAGCCAAGUGAUCUACGUGCUGUACUCUUAGUUAACAGUAAAUCUGACGUUUCUCCACCUCCAUCUAUGGAAGAUAAGUCAUCAGAUAUUGGUUAUGGACGGAGUAUUUCUUCCUCAUCUUCUUUAAGAAGAGCAAGUAAAGAAAAGACAAAUACUGGAUUUGGAUCUCCCACAGAAGACAAAUCGGAACCUACUUCUGGACGAAAUACUGCUCUUAGCAAAAGCACCACGAAGGAGAAAGGAUCAAGGAAAGGCCGAGGGAAAAGAGAAGAGGAAAAAGUGAAGGAGGAAGAGGAGGUUGCAACAGCCCCAAAACUGGCUGGAGAAGGGAGCCCCGAUAAAGAAUGGUACCCUCCCUCCGACCCGGACUUCUGUGUUUAUGUAUAUGAAGUGACCAAGUCAAUAUUUCCUAUAACCAAUAUUAAGGAGCAGAUUGAGGCUCUUGCAAAGUAUGUGGCAGAAAAAAUGGGCGGUAAAGUUUCAAAAGAGAAACUACAUGAUUUCAGCUGGGAACUUCAUAUAAGUGAACUAAAAUUUCAACUCAAAUCCAAUGUUAUACCAAUUGGACUGAUCAAAAAAGGAAUCUUCUACCAUCGAGCUUUGCUUUUCAAGGCGCUGGCUGAUAAAAUUGGCAUUGGCUGCUCUCUGGUUCGUGGGGAGUAUGGCAGAGCCUGGAAUGAAGUUAAGUUGAUGAAUGAAUCUCGUAAGGGACUGAUUGGGGCUCUCCCUCCCCCUGAGGUGUAUAUCGUUGACCUCAUGUUCCAUCCAGGCGGGUUGAUGAAGUUAAGAAGUAAAGAGGCAGAUCUUUACAGAUAUCUCUAAGCUACCAAGUGAACAAAAAGGGGUUCACACAAGAAGUGCAUUAUAUACACUUCUUAUGAAGUUCACCAAUUGAUUUUAUUUCUUUAAAUAAAAGUAUUAGAAAUGUU